Selaginella moellendorffii is the source of this 1447-nucleotide messenger RNA. RefSeq names its product 4-hydroxybenzoate polyprenyltransferase, mitochondrial. Bases 9 to 1130 code for a protein of 373 amino acids. NCBI's taxonomy places the organism in Eukaryota, Viridiplantae, Streptophyta, Lycopodiopsida, Selaginellales, Selaginellaceae. Gene Ontology annotation, molecular function: prenyltransferase activity. Gene Ontology annotation, biological process: ubiquinone biosynthetic process. The transcript is spliced from 8 exons. The record is from RefSeq and is a predicted model, not a curated record. Gene Ontology annotation, cellular component: mitochondrial inner membrane.
UCCAGUGGAUGGGCGGGCCUGGCCUAUGGCGCCGUGUGGUGAGAUCUGUGGCGAAUUCCCGGCGGCGAGGAGGAUCGCGCAAUGCGGUAAGAGCGAGUGAUUCCAUUCUCUGGCCGCAGCGGCAGCGAAUUCUCUCCGGGAUCGAAAGCCAUGGGUACGUCGUGCGAUCGAGCAUUGUGUGGUAUUCUUCGAGCUCCAGUCGAGUGGAGCCAUUAGGCAAGGGCGGGAAACAAGACGAUCGAUCGUCCGCUUCGUGGAUUAAGUCUUUUCCACCGUCGCUCCAGCCGUUUGCGUGCCUUGCGAGGUUGGACAAGCCGAUUGGAACUUGGUUACUGGCAUGGCCAUGCUUUUGGUCGAUCGCUCUCGCCGCUCCGGCUGGAAGCUUGCCAGACCUGAAAAUGCUCGCGCUGUUUGGAACGGGAGCGAUCUUGCUGCGUGGUGCUGGCUGCACGGUGAAUGACUUACUUGAUCGUGAUAUCGAUGGCAAGGUUGAUAGAACCAAACUUCGGCCAAUCGCUUCUGGAGCAUUGUCUCCAGCUCAAGGUGUUGGAUUUCUCGGUUGCCAGCUUCUUUUGGGCCUGGGAAUUCUCCUCCAGCUCAAUGAUUUCAGCCGAAUUCUAGGAGCAUCGUCUCUACUCCUCGUUGGCACCUAUCCCUUGAUGAAAAGGUGGACAUUUUGGCCUCAAGCGUAUCUGGGCCUAACUUUCAAUUGGGGAGCGCUUUUGGGAUGGUCGGCCAUCCAAGGCAGCUUAAAUCCAGCCGUUGUUCUUCCACUGUAUUUGUCCGGGAUAUGCUGGACGCUUGUCUACGACACCAUAUAUGCACACCAGGAUAAAGAGGAUGACCUCAAAGUGGGUGUCAAGUCCACGGCAUUAAGAUUCGGAGACCACACUUGUCUCUGGCUCACGGGUUUCAGCGCAGCCUCCGUUUCUUUCCUCGCUCUGGCGGGGUACAAUACUGGUAUCGGCUGGCCAUUCUAUGGAGGCGUCCUUGGUACAGCUUGUCACCUCGCUUGGCAGCUCCAGACUCUCGACAUCUCAAACAGCGAUGAUUGUAACCGGAAAUUUGGAUCCAACAAGUGGCUCGGGGCCAUUGUUUUCGGCGGCAUCGUUCUCGGCAAGUUGCAAUGAUCGAUCGAUUCCAUCGACUGAAUGGUACGCUUUAAGUUCCUCGUGAAUGGUGGUCCUCCUGCGAGCACUCAAAGUUUCUCCAAAAGAAAAAUUCCCAUGGCAGGCAAACCACGUGUACAACGAAAUUAUUUCCGCCCGGCGGCAAAGAUUCGUGACGUGUUGAAGCGACGACCAUUCCAGGUGCUGACGCGACGGGGCCCUGCCACUGUGGCGCGCGCUCGAGGCCCCACGUGGCGUCCACUGUGGAGCAAUGCGGCUGCGCCACGUGGCACCGUUUAAAUUUCAAAUAUUCCAUCCAGCGUCACGCUUUGCCCUAA